AUGUCUACAUCAAGAGCUAGAGCUAGUAACAAGGCCACUGCGGUAUUUGCACAGGGCGACGCAGUUAUUCGACCUUCCAAAAUCCCCGCGGUCCUACGAUUUCCCCUCGUCAAUACGCUGAGCUUGACCCUGUCAGCUUUGCUUUACUCCUUCGCGGCGGAAUACACAUCGGGCGAUCUGGCAAAAGUUUCAAGAACUUUGGAUCAGUGGUGGCAGGUCAGCGUGCUGGUGGGCUGGAGGACCUUUGAACUCGGCCUUGGAUGGUUUGGGGACUACGAUGGCUAUGAUUUAGUUUCUCUGAGUUUGCUUUCACAUGGGCCUCCUCUGUAUUUACUCGGGAGCUUCUAUGAAAUUAGCCCUGCCUCUGUCAUAUCCUCUCUCGUUAUCGAUUCCCUGACUACCUACAUUCCAUUCAGACUACUUCGACCUCUAUCUCUGGCACAUUCAGCUUCCAGUUCGAAAUACUCGGUCUCUGUUCGGAAUAAGGACAUCAUCACAUCCAACAGUAUCCAGGCAUAUACUGUAAUUUUAGGUGGCGCGAUAUACGCAGUGACUCUAUUCACGUCAUAUAGCACUUUCUUACCUGUCUACCUGGUCACGUACUUCGACGGUAUUCAUUCGAUUGCUGCCGCUCAUGCCUCUUCGCCAAUUGCCCUCUUUCCAACCACCUUUCUCCUUGGCCUUGCAGCCAAGUCAUUCAUCUUCACUCCUACCGUAACAGCUGCGCCAACUACGGAAGAUGCAAAGAAUGCUGCUUUCCACCCAGAAACCGCUACAUUCGGCGAGACCUUCUGGUACAAUGUUUGGGGAUACAGCAGCCGCAAGAAAGUGGUCAUUAAGAGAACUGCCACACUGAUGCUGGCCACUGGGAUCAACACCUUUGUGCAGACUUUCGUCACGAUCGAGGGUGUCGAGGCGGCUGGAGCUGUUGUUUACUCUGGUGUUUGGGUAGCUGCUGCUCUAAUCACUGGACUUACGUUGGGUGUAGUUGCAGACGUUUAG
Molecule: messenger RNA, 1002 nt
Organism: Cadophora gregata
Lineage: Eukaryota; Fungi; Ascomycota; Leotiomycetes; Helotiales; Ploettnerulaceae
Exons: 4
Coding region: 1-1002 (333 amino acids)
Source: RefSeq, a predicted model, not a curated record